This is a messenger RNA of Dalotia coriaria, 888 nucleotides long. RefSeq lists its product as uncharacterized. NCBI's taxonomy places the organism in Eukaryota, Metazoa, Arthropoda, Insecta, Coleoptera, Staphylinidae. The record is from RefSeq and is a predicted model, not a curated record. The transcript is spliced from 2 exons. Bases 163 to 795 code for a protein of 210 amino acids.
AAUAAAAUUUUUGUUUUAUUUUUUAGAUUUUUUCUUCACCACUAAAGAAAAGUACUUGAAGAAAUCAAAACGGGGGCGAAACGAAACCACAAACGCAGGACGAAAUCGUCCUCGAGCGCACCAACGAGCACACGCUACGCCAACAGGACUAAUAUUAUUAGCAUGGCUAAUAAUAAUUAUGACAAUUACGAUGAUUACAACACCGGGCAAUUACAGCACGCCAAACAUAAUCGACAAAAUAGUAAUAGGGUUAAUAUGGUUAUAAAUCAUGAUUGUGAUGUGUUCGAGCGCAAAAAUGACGAGAAUAUCAAUGAUUAUUUGAUGGAGAAAGGCGGAUUAUACGUGGAUUAUAGUGAUAAUACGGAUGAGAGUAAGAUAUGUGGCACGGAGCCGGUGCCGGACAUGUAUCAGAGCUACAAAUUCGGCGAUUGCAUUCCACGGUCUGGCAAGGUGUUCUCGUACACCUUUUGGCGCAUCAAGGCGAAUGCCGAUGUUUUUUGGAGUAUACAAGGCAACAAUGAAAUGGAGGGUGCCAUUGGAGGUGUGUGGAUAGCAACACAAUAUUUCGGCAAUCCGUCAGCAGCGCCAAAAUUCCGCCAAGAAAUCACCCUUACACACCCCACCGAACACAAUAUUCAGAUGACGUACGCGUCACCUCUCACCGAAGGCGAGAAUUGCAUCUUUAUAUCAAAAGCAAUCGUCCACCAUUUUCGGAACGAAGACAACUCCAUCGAUUUCGACUUCCGCAUUGUACGCUCAAAGAAAAACCACCGCAAUCGCAAGAAAACCUUUUAAAACUUUCAAUUUAAAUUCAAUAAUUUAAAUUUAAUUUAUUUCUAUUUAAAUUUUAAAAGAUAAAAAAUAAAUUUCUACCAUGUAUAAUAUUAA